AACUCCGAGAUACAGAGGAGAGAUGUUGUUUUAUACAGUGUUUUUUGGAGCAAUGGCUGUUAGUUUUGUAUACUGUCUCAAUGACAUGUCAGAAGAAACCUGUGAAACGUUGCCUUCGGAAAUUCAUUUAACAAAGGAGGAAUACGAUGAGCUUGGCCGAUUGCAAAGGACUUGUAAUGGUGAAGUAGCUGUUAACAAAUGUGAAGGGUCUUGCAAAAGUCAAGUUCAACCCUCCGUUAUCACUCCAACAGGAUUUCUGAAGGAGUGCUACUGCUGUCGAGAAAGCUUCCUCAGGGAAAGAAUCAUAACCCUAUCUCACUGCUACGACCCAGAUGGUGUCAGGUUGACUGGAGAAGGAGACAACGCCAUGGACAUCAAACUGCGAGAGCCUUCAGAAUGCAAAUGUUUCAAAUGCGGUGAUUUUAGUAGAUAGAAAUAUUUUCAGCGGUUAGUUUAAAGUUACUUACGUCUGAGGGCAGUUUCUUUAUGUAAUUUGUUGUAUGUGAAAUGCACAUUUUAUAUUUUCAUCAACUUUUACAUUGGUGCAAUUAUUUUCCUGCAAAUUAGAUGUACUAUUCGGAAGGCCCAUGUAAUGUUUUUUUAUACUGUUGUGAAAUCGACAGUAGAUUUUUCUUUGCAGAAACUAUGUUUGUCCAACUGAAAACACUUGUUGACAACUAUAAUUAUGCAAAACUAGUUUGAUGUGAUUUUUUUGUAAAUUUAUAAAAUGCUUGUGAUCUGAAAAUAAAGUGUAAAGAAAUAUUUUGCCACAAUAAAACGAUGUAUUAUUAUCCGUUGUGUAAUUUCUGUUCAAUGUUAAAAACAGCAAAUGUGUAUGUAGUUGAAGAAUGGAUUAUUUCCUCGAGCUAAACUACAAAAA
Messenger RNA from Leptinotarsa decemlineata (Colorado potato beetle), 880 nucleotides. RefSeq names its product bursicon subunit partner of burs. Lineage: Eukaryota; Metazoa; Arthropoda; Insecta; Coleoptera; Chrysomelidae. The record is from RefSeq and is a predicted model, not a curated record. Gene Ontology annotation, biological process: G protein-coupled receptor signaling pathway. Gene Ontology annotation, cellular component: bursicon neuropeptide hormone complex; extracellular region. Gene Ontology annotation, molecular function: G protein-coupled receptor binding; neuropeptide hormone activity.